Opisthorchis viverrini is the source of this 1482-nucleotide messenger RNA. RefSeq lists its product as hypothetical. The coding region runs from base 1 to 1482 and encodes 493 amino acids. Lineage: Eukaryota; Metazoa; Platyhelminthes; Trematoda; Opisthorchiida; Opisthorchiidae. The transcript is spliced from 8 exons. The record is from RefSeq and is a predicted model, not a curated record.
AUGUAUGGUUUCUUUCAUCCCAGCUUCGAUGCGCAUCAUGCAGUCAAAUACGUCUAUUGUGUUUUGGAUGAAGUUUCUAGCGGUUUGGACAAUCUUGGAGACACUCCCGACGCCGGGUUAUUGUCCUUACUCUCACGGAUCGAAAGCGCGUUCACCUAUCGUCACUAUCAUAUUACUCAGGGUCUGUCACCGAAACUACUGCACGACUUCAGUGCAUGGUGUCUCCAUCGACUGCUGUUGAUCGCGUGUCGUCCUAAUUUCGUUUAUCACUUGAAUAUCGUGGGCAACGCAAUGAGAAAACUACUUGUACUUCUCGAAAGGCACUGUGUGGACACAUUCGUUUCGCACUCGUCCCUUUUGCUUCGCAUUCUCAAAAUCCUUCCUGGUUUUCAAACAUAUUCCCCGGAUUUGGUUGUGGAUGCUUUUCAUCUGUUUGAUGUGACGAUCGAACUUUGCGAUAUACCGAGCAAACAGAGAGCUUAUGAAGCCAUUCUACAGUCUACUGCGUGGUUCCAGAGUCUUCAGUUUUCAUCUGAUAUGGUCACCUCCAUUGCAAACAACUUCGCAGAUGCGACGGCCCUUUUGCUCCGGUUUCUAAACGACUGGCAUACAGGAUGUCUUGGAUUACCUCCGGGUGAAGUACCACCAGAUGAAAUUGCUUCCAUUGAACAGUUGGUUGCUCGGGGACUGGGUUGGCUUGCUGACAAGGAGCAACGAAGUUCGGCUAAUUCUGAACUACCUACUAGCUCAUUGGACUUGUCCGUGUGGUACAAUACUGACUUGAAGCAGGUUUGUGAACACUUACUGGAGGCAACCUGGGUCAUUAGAACGGAGCAUAGUGCCUUGCACUAUGCAUUGCUCCAUUAUUCAACCGUCCUAAAUCGGCCGACAAAUGAACAUUCUGCAAAACCGAAACAAUCACCCCCGCCAUUAUCCGCUCGGUCCUUGGCUUCCCAAUGUUUACUGCCUUUCAGUUGGGCCAACUUAGUCCUGGAGAGGCCACCAACUUUGAAUCCAGAAUUUAUUUUCAAUCUGGAGAAUCUGGAGUGCAAAAUUGAAUCUCACUUGAGUUCAAGGCUGUGCGGUUCGGACCUAUUCGAUUGGCAAGAAUUUUUCACGGCGUUAGUACUUCCAUCAUCAACGGCACCAUUGUCGUUCACAACCCGCCGCGAUGCAUGGUUCCGUCUCAGUCGUUUAUGGGGUGGGUUAUGUAGCAGUUUGAAGUCGCUGACAAACCUACACGAAAUUUUGCUAUCAAAAACUGUGCAGGCGUUGAAGCACACAGUGCUGUUGCUACCAAGCCCUGGUGCACUAUUCUCUGGUGGCGAUUCCGAGAGUUGUCGGAUCGAAGAUUUGAUUGAAACCUACGCUGGUUUGCGGUUUGUCACGAAUUGCUUGAGGGCUGUUCAAGUCUCUGAACAUACGCCUUAUGCUUCAAGGAGAAUCAUUGGAGAUUUUGGAGAAUUACACAUUUCUCGGUAG